GUAUGCUUGAUUCAUAGCAGAGAUUAGGAAAGCAUAACUUGACAGGAAAUGUGAGCUUACUCCUUUCCUGUAGAAACUGAAUGAGACUGAGUUUUGGGGUUUGCAUGGUAUUUCCCCACAAUCUGAGUGUCUCUGAAGGCAGUGCAAUAUGAAGAAGCACAAAUGCAAAAUAUCAAACCUCAAAUACUUAAAUAGUUGGGAUUUCGUUAUAGAAAUUACUUGGUGAUGAAGAGUUGCAACAGUUAGCAGGUAAUACUGCUUUUUGGGGGACAGUCCCCUUAACAGAAGGGAUUACUUGUAGUACUGUCAGUGAUGACUGUAUUAAAGGAAGGGUACAUGUACGUGCCUACAGGGAGUGUAGAUCAUGUAUGUUGGCAAGUCUGCUGCUGUUGAGGAAAUGUGUCUUCAUAGAUCAUGUAGAGAAUAAAGAUAUAGAAGUGUAUUACAUCUAUUGUAGUCACAAAAAACCUCCUGUGUUUUGCCACUGAUAGUACUUGCUAAAACAUGGAGAAAAUUAGAGUGAGCAAGAGACUUAGUGAAUGGGGAAAUGGAGAACCAAAAUGAAAUGAAAGGUCUGUGAGAAUAUGUAUAGCUCAACUGUAAAACCCCAAGUAAUUAAAGCUGUCUAUCAUUCCUGCAUGGAGAAAAGAUAGUGGGAUAGAAGGAACAUACUUGGCACCUUUUCCAAACUCCACUGGUAACUUGCUGUUUCAGUUUGGGCAUGCAGACCUUGUCAUCCUAGCACAUUAAUCCGAACCUCCAUGUAAGUACUGAGUAUCAUUCAGGUUGGAAUUUGUUGGUCCAAGCUCUCAGAGCUCAUUUCUAUAUGCCUCUUAUGACACACACAUACUGUCUGGAGUGGUAACAAAUGCCUUGCAUUCUGUCUUGCUGUUCAUGAAAUGGAGCUAGUAACAUCUUUAAUAUUGUUAGGUGCCAAUACAGAUUAAAAUAUAACCACAUUCUUUCAUGCCUAAUGGGCUUUCAGAAUGUCAGCAGGAGAGUCUCCUACCAUUUAUUCUUGGCUGCUUUGCUAAUGAAUUUUAACUGCAAACCUGAGCACUCCAUUGCCAUCUUCUGUACCUGUUUGGGAUUACUUUGGGUUGAACUGUGUGAUCUAUCUUGCAAGGAAAAGUAGGGUCUGUCGUAAAGCCAUUGUAUUACAUUGGGGAUCAGACCUAUUUCUAUGCUAAAAGCCUGUCCUCAGGCCUUUCUAGCCCCUUUCAGCUGCUUAAUUUGCAGUGAUGCAAUGGGGCAAAACUUCAGGGGAUUCCAGCAUAUCUAAAUCUGGUGAAUGUUUUUAGCCGGAGUUGUAAGUGGAACUGUUACUUUCUGGGCACUCUUCCAUUGUAAUGCAUGAAAACGAAGAAAGUUUCCUUCAGCUAGUAAUCAGUGCUUCCUUGUCCUUGUUUCAGGUGAAGAAAUGAGCCAGCGCUGCACUACAAGAGCAGACACAGUCUGUGUCCCCUGUAGAGACGAAUACUUCAGUAGUGAGCACAAUCUCGAGUUCUGCCACGUUUGUACAAUCUGCAACACUAGAAAGGGGAGUGUGGAAGUGAAGAAGUGUGAGAAGACCUCUGACAGAAUUUGCAAGUGUCUGCCAGGUUAUAUGCCAGAUACCAGCAACACACUGAGACAUGAAUGCUUACCAUGUCCUGAAGGGUCUUAUUCCAUAGGGGGUUAUGAGAAGUGUCAACCUUGGACCAACUGCAGCCUUCUUGGGAAAAAGACUCUUCGACCAGGGACAAAAACAGAUGAUGCUGUUUGCAGCAGCCAGGUCAUACAGGCAACUGCCUCUCAGAGUACAACACCUGUUUUGAACCUUUCCACCACACACCACAAGAACAAUACAUCAACUGCAGUGUUCUCACCAUCCAGACCCAGCCUGAUUCCUUCCAUUUGUUCGGAUACAAACAGCCCCAUGGAGACUAACUGGGGGUCUGUAUCACUUAUCCUUAUUUGUCUGAUGUUGCUCAUGGUGAGUGGAACGGCCAUCCUCCUGUUGAUUAUUCAAGCAGCCAAAAAGAGGAGGCCUUAUAGAAACAACCAUAAAGAAGAAAACAGCGUUCGACUUCCUAUCCAGGAAGAACAAAUUGACUUCAAUUCUAGUCUCAUCAAAAACUGACUCCACGUUCUGUUACUGUUUCCUGUGUUUCUGGGCCAAUGGAUUGUAGUAACACAUGAUGUGUCAGUGUUCUGUGGCUGGAUAUGGAGGGGGUGUAGCUGUUUAGUGGUACUUUAUAUCCUCUGGGGCUCAUUGAGUGCCUCUUUGGUGUUAGGAGCCAUGGGAGAAGCUGUUCUUGGUGGAAUGAUGUGAUUCUUUCUCUUGGGCAGAUCCUGUGCACAGCAUCCCUAUUGCCAGGACUGAGUGGCUAUAGUCCUCUGUGCGUUUCGAGCCAGUUCUGUAUAUAAGGAUAGGGAAUUGUCUUUGAAUUGAAUCAAGUAUUGAGGAGGCUGUAAGAGCUGAUCCUUGAGAAGACAGAAAACAGGGAAAGCCAAAGACCUGCCCUUAUGACUGAGUUUAUAUCUUGUCUUACAGCUCUGAGAUGCUUAAGCAGAGCCUGUCUCUCGUUUCUCAGUAUAGGUAUCUGCAGUGUUUCAGCUUGGUUCCCAAAUAAACUUUCCUUACAUUAGGUGAAGAAUCUCCCCUGAUGAACCUAGCCAGGUUCCUUUUUGCUUCCAUUUCUUCAGGUUAUUCCUUCUUGGUCAAGUGGAGUAGCACCACAAUCCUGGUGCUAGCUGUUGAGUAACUCUUGAGAGAUGGCUGCUCAAUGCCACUUCUUUCUUCCCUGCAAUUCUUCAAACACCCAUUGAGAAAAUGUCAUGUUAACAUAUUGAACAGCAUCCCCACUGUCAUCCCAACAAAUGGAAUUACUCAUGAUCACCAAGUAGCUUCAGAUCUUCAUGUGUGUAUAAAGUAGAAUAUGUGGAUCGCCGGAAGGCAAAGGGAAUGGUAAUUUUUGAUGAGAACAUUAGUAGUGGAAACUUGUUCAAAAUAGGAGGAAAGGUGGAGUGCUCAUUGAAUACAGGUAUUUUAUAUAUACAGGACCAAAGCAUAUGCCAAAAUAUGCAGCAGAAAAUGUAUUCAAGAAUACAACUGGUGUCUACAAACAUGUUGUUAAACAUAUGUAUUCUUAUAUGUUAUACAUAUGGUAUACUUAGCAUUGAUUUCCUAUUUUUG
This is a messenger RNA of Melopsittacus undulatus (budgerigar), 3178 nucleotides long. It is a transcript of the gene TNFRSF4, whose product is annotated as TNF receptor superfamily member 4. NCBI's taxonomy places the organism in Eukaryota, Metazoa, Chordata, Aves, Psittaciformes, Psittaculidae. Gene Ontology annotation, biological process: inflammatory response. The coding region runs from base 1421 to 2122 and encodes 233 amino acids. The transcript is spliced from 6 exons. The record is from RefSeq and is a predicted model, not a curated record. Gene Ontology annotation, molecular function: tumor necrosis factor receptor activity; protein binding.